Messenger RNA from Tribolium madens (black flour beetle), 2084 nucleotides. Its product is annotated as trypsin-3. The record is from RefSeq and is a predicted model, not a curated record. Bases 256 to 1416 code for a protein of 386 amino acids. Gene Ontology annotation, molecular function: serine-type endopeptidase activity. NCBI's taxonomy places the organism in Eukaryota, Metazoa, Arthropoda, Insecta, Coleoptera, Tenebrionidae. The transcript has 5 exons. Gene Ontology annotation, biological process: proteolysis.
ACAGAUUUGCACGUUUUGCAAUCGAUUUUUGCCUAGCUGUCAAUUCAUCACUUCCAUCUCUUCCAAGGUAUUCUUCAGCGGUUUGAGUUUAAUGUAGGCCACUUUCAGACCAGUGCCGUUACCCUCGUUUACUGUUACACAGUUACGUCUAUUCUGACUCUCAGCAAUGCUGCGAUUUAUUUUCACCGAAAUGUCUUGAUAAUCGUUUAAAACAGUGUUAAAACCAGUGUGCCAAAAAUUAAAAAUGAGUGAGAGAUGCGCACCAUCUUCUUGUUGUUGCUGUUCAGCGUUGACGUUUUCGCCUUUUUCUGGAAAUUUCCGAGAAAUAGUCGCCACACUAGAGAUGACAGUUUUGAAAACACUGCCGGUAUUACCAGUAGAAUGUUUGUAACGUUAUUAGGAUAUCCUCCAAAAUGUGAACAAAAAGGUAUUUCGCAUUCUUGCACUUUAUCCUUUGCUUGCUGGUUAGUGGGAGGAUCGAGCCAGCCAGGAUGUGGAGCCAAUCCUUGGAUUGUAGCUUGCUGCGUUACAUCGCAAAAAGUUUUAAACCGAAAAAAUGACAUUCAACAACUUCAGGUAAGAGAGGACAGUUUAAUUCUGCCAGUCCUGCAAAAGCGCAUCGAUGAUUUGGGCGAAGAAUGCGGAUUAUCUGCUGACAGAAUGUUAAUGAAACGUAUAAUUGGAGGCGACGAAGCGAAAUUUGCACAGUUUCCAUGGCAAGCAUUCAUUAAAAUAUCCUCGUAUCAAUGCGGUGGCGUUUUAGUUUCGCGAAAAUUUGUAGCAACGGCUGCUCACUGUAUCAUUACAGCGCGGCUUAAAGACACUUUGGUUUAUUUAGGAGAACUAGAUACACAGGACACUGGCAAAGUAAAGGAAUUAGAACCGGCUGAAUUACAUAGGGUUCGUCGACGAAUAAUCCACCCCAACUUCCAGUUUCGCACGACCCAGCCUGACCGCUACGACCUCGCCCUGCUGGAACUAAUCACCGAGGCGGGCUAUUCGUACCACAUCUCUCCCAUCUGUCUCCCUACCAGCGACAUGGUUCUGACCGGGCGAAACGCCGUGGUGGCGGGCUGGGGCAAAAUCCAGCCUUCCAACGAGCUCAUGGGCACAAACGUCCUUCGCAGCGCCACCGUGCCAAUCUUAGACAUUCGCGAGUGCAUGGCUUGGCACGAGAUCAAGCAAAUUUCCGUCGAACUGCACGAGGAGAUGCUGUGCGCCGGUCACGAAUCCGGAAAACACGACGCUUGUCUGGGCGAUUCCGGGGGACCGUUGAUCGUGCUGGAAAACGGGAGGUGGACGCUGGCAGGGAUCACCAGCGCCGGAUUCGGCUGUGGAGAGCCUCAUCAGCCCGGAAUUUAUCAUAAAAUCCCGGUGACAGCUGACUGGAUCCGAUCUGUUAUUAGGUUGUUAUAGUGAAAUAUUGAGAUCGGCUGGAUUUCGAUGUUAUGGCCUGUCCGGCGGCAUUUCCCGAAGAUUGAUGGGAUUUCGGGGUUCAUUAAUUCUAGUGAGAGCUAAACUUUAGUGUGUGGAGAUUAAAUUGCCGUGCAAAUUGAAAUUGGCAUUAUUUCAUAUUAACGGGUCUAUAGUGCAUUUAAUUUUAGGAGCAAUUUCAUUAAUAUUUAAUAUACGCUUCAACGUAGGCUGUCAAUAUUUAUUACUACUUACAAAAAUACUCAUUAAAUAACGUAAAUUAUGUUUUAUUGUUGUAAUAUUUAAGAUAAAUUUAUUCCAUCAAUUUCAUUUGAAUGAAAAAUGUGAUAUGUAUUAAGUAAUUUACUGUAAUCGUAUUGUAUGGAGUUCAGGAAAUAUAGUAAGCGAAUAUUUCAAAAUUCUCUUCAUUUUAUAAAGCUUUGAUUUUUAUUUAGAUUAACUAAAGAACGUUAACAAAAACAAAUACUUUUCACAAUCUGCCGUUUUUAUUGUAACACGUGAAAAUAAAAAAUACGCAUUAUUAAUUACAGAAUUUAGAAAUAGCAGUUAUUUUUUACAUCUUUUAUUAAACAAUUUUAUUUAACAACCAGAAUAUGCAUUCAAGCAAAAUUGUGGAAAUUUGACAGUUUCAAACCUCGCCGAUGUAAAAU